AUGUUGUCGCAAGGCCCUAACAGUAAUAACAAGGCCACAACGCCGCCAUCGGCUCUUGCAUCAGCAUCUGCAGCCAGCCCUGGUGCCUCGCGUCCGCUGACCAAACUCAAGCCCAUGCGAUUGUUCCCAGACUUGUCCACCAGCACUGCUGAUGCUGCUGCUGAUCAGGGCGACGACGUGCUGUCGGCACCUCCUGCCGCUCCCUUGACAGUGUACACGCCGCUGGCUGAAAUCAACCCGCUACUGGCCGUCGUCAACAUCCGUGGCUGGGUGCGGCGCAAGUAUCAGCGGUGGCAGCAGUCUCUCGUUGUUCGUACCGCCGCUGACACCACAAGCGAAGACGCUGCACCGACCAGCAUAAUGCAGCUCAUUAUCAAAGAUGCCUGCGUCGUCCGCGCCGACUUUUGGGAGCGCCUGGUUGCUGCAGUUCCUCUCGCCAACCCUCAUCUUGUGCUUGCGGCAUGGGAUGUGGCGUUUACCAAAGUCAUCGGAACUGCAACAUCGUCCUGUCUCACCGCCGAUGUGUACACCUCGCUUACGUUGACAUAA
Molecule: messenger RNA, 549 nt
Organism: Capsaspora owczarzaki ATCC 30864
Lineage: Eukaryota; Filasterea; Ministeriida; Capsasporidae
Exons: 2
Coding region: 1-549 (182 amino acids)
Source: RefSeq, a predicted model, not a curated record